AUGGGCCUGUCGGCUCGCGCACAACCUGCGGAUGCGGAAAGAAUUUUGGAGGUGCCUCCCCCGGAGAGCGAAGGGAGCUUGCUACCGCCAACGCCGGGCACGGAUACGUCAGGGACAACUGUCCCUAUUCACCAGGACACCUCUUUUCUAUCUGCCGACAAUCAAGAACCGCUUGACAUGGGUUCGAAGUCAAACUGUCAAUGUACAGAUCGCCUAGGAAUCUUCCCAGCCGCGUCUUCUCCUGCUAUGGCCACAGAUGUUGCCCACGCCUCUCCAGCUCAACCUGGUGGCAAUAUCAACCACCUCCUCAUUGCACUUGUCGAAUCUUUCUUCCACGAAGAAUAUCCUCUACCUUCAUAUUCCUUUCUGCAUCCUGCAUCCACCAUAACGAAAUGCCAUGCGGGCACCCUCGACCCCUGUCUUUCGCUCGCCCUCGCUGGAGUCGCAACUCUACACAUAUCUAUACGCUUACAGACCGGAAAAGGCGGCCACGACAACGGUGCUGUCCCCCAAAAUGAAGAUGACGCCACGACGCAUUCUCUCGACUGCACAUGUCACGGACUCGCACCAAUACAAGUCGCCGAGCAGAUCAUAUGGUCGAGUAUCGAAAGCCCAACCAUUGCAAGACUGCAGGCCCUCCUUCUUUGCAUCAACCACUGUAUGCAUACGGGGCGUUUCCAAAGAGCAUUUAUGCUAGCUGCCAUGGCGGCGCGUUUUGCUGCUGCUCUUCGACUCCACCGUGAACACCAAGGCCUAGAUUUCGUGGCGCAAGAGACCCGAAGACGCAUCGUGUGGAGUCUAAAGCUCGUCGAACGAUACUUCAGCAUCGGUCUUUCGGAGUUUGAACUGUGCCCUUUUGAAAGUAUCUAUAUUCAGCUACCGUGCGUCGAGUCUGCGUACGAUGCCGGAUCAACCCAAGAGUCUACCCCCGAAAAUCUCAACUCUUCAUCGCCAUUGGAAGACGAUUACGGCGCCUAUCAACUGUGCGUCAAUCUGGAGUCAUUGCGCCGAGACAUUGUUAAGCUAGGUAGAGCCUUUGCACAUUGCGAGCGCAUCUCACCGCAGAUCCCAUCGUUGAUUCGUUCAUUCGAGCGCACACUCUUUGACAUUGGCGCCAAGAUGCCUCAUGGCCCAGAGCUAUCAUUUGAUCAGAUCAACGCGUUGAUCACGUCACGCUGGCUACCGAGACACAUAGCUCUGCAAUUAAGUUGGCAUCAAUGCCACUGCGACCUCUAUCGACUGCUACUACGAGGCUACCCCGAGGCAGUACCUCGACCUGCUCUCGAAGUUCUUUCACGGCAGGGAACCAAUGAUCAUGAUGAGAAUGGUUGCAACAAUCUAUUACUCCGCGCAGAGCGUCAGUGUUUACAGCACUCGAACGCCAUCAUCCUGACCCUGACCCUGUUGAAUCAACAAUCACCCCGCUUUUGUUUUCUAGAGUUUGACGCGACUAUAUGUGCAUAUCAUGCUACGCGUCUGCUCUUUUUCAUCUCUAGGUUUGGAAGAGACCCCACAACUCGACCAUCCGAGGAGUUUGCAGCCAGUCGACUGGAGCUGUGCCUUGCAGCGCUGCGGAGAUUCUUCCCCCAAAACAAGCUUGUAGGUCCCAUCAUUGCGGAGAUGGAGAACAACAGGCACAAGUUGGCUACGUUGACUCCCCGCUCGGCGUCGCGAGUGCCAACAUCCGAGAUGAACGAAAAGCUGGCCGUCCAUAGUCUGUUGCGACUAGCCAGGUUCUCGGAAAGAGACGAUGCCGAUGGCGGGACCAGUAUCCUGUCAGCUGGUAGUUCAGCUACAACGCAAACCAGCAGCAUCUUUCCCCAGACAGAUUCUCCUGGAAUCGCUGGGAUGACGCCUCGCAAGACAGAAGGUGGCCAUGACUCUGUGGCUUCAUUUGACCCUCUGACCGGGCAUAGACUGAUCACAGCGGGUGACGGGUUGUCGGGACAGUCGAUGAUUGUCCAAGAUCUAAGUGUCGAUGCUUUGACAGAGGCGCUCAUGACGGCACAGGAUGGUGGAGCUCCACUGGGCGAGGACUGGGAUUUCACCUCGUUCAUGCCCUUGCAAGCUUGGGACAUGCCAAAUCCCUUCAUUUCAUGGCUUGACGUGUUGGAUAAUUCGUGUCCCCUGGAGUAG
Penicillium argentinense is the source of this 2136-nucleotide messenger RNA. RefSeq names its product fungal specific transcription factor domain-containing protein. Bases 1 to 2136 code for a protein of 711 amino acids. NCBI's taxonomy places the organism in Eukaryota, Fungi, Ascomycota, Eurotiomycetes, Eurotiales, Aspergillaceae. Gene Ontology annotation, cellular component: nucleus. Gene Ontology annotation, molecular function: DNA binding; zinc ion binding. The record is from RefSeq and is a predicted model, not a curated record. Gene Ontology annotation, biological process: DNA-templated transcription. The transcript has a single exon.